Messenger RNA from Nerophis lumbriciformis (worm pipefish), 3456 nucleotides. The record is from RefSeq and is a predicted model, not a curated record. Lineage: Eukaryota; Metazoa; Chordata; Actinopteri; Syngnathiformes; Syngnathidae.
AUGCGGACCGACCACAAGGGCCGAAGUGCCUCUCCUCACAGGAUUUCAUACGAGUCUGACUUCCACGCCAUUAAAUGCUCAUUUGACAGCGGGACCAGACUAAAACAUGGAUCCAGGUCCGCUUCCUCCCAGCGUUCUUCAUUGCACCAAUCAAGCCUACCAGCUAACCUCUCAGAGCCCCUUGUGUCCCUCCCCAGCAGCGGCCGAGGAAGAACCCAAAGCGCCAGAGGGACUAAAAUUCGGGACAACAUUUUCCUCCAAAUGGACAACCGACAAUUGAAACAAAAUAGCAGUUCGCUGCAGUCUCCUCAGAAUCCCAACCCGCAGCUACAAAGCGCCAGCGUUUCUACUUCUGAAACCUUCCUACCAGAUAAACCAGCUAAAUCAGAGGAGAUCAAGGAUAUAGACCGGGCUGCCCUAGCACAAAAGUUCUCAGUGACUCGGAAGUUGUUUGAGACUAAAAUGACUGGCGCUUGUAGUGGAGGACAGCUGACACAAUGUCCUCUAGACAAAGCCUGUGACAUCAAUGCAGAGAAAUACGCAAGUGAGCCUAUCAUUAAUAAUCCAAAGAACGCUUUAAUAACAAGCCUUAAAUCUCUGUCAGAUGUCCACAGUGGGGAAGCAAAUAAAUCUCCACGUGCCGAGGCCGAAAAAUCGUCUCUUAGCUCUAGCUUGACCCCUGAGCAGCUCGUCAGGGCAGAGCUUGUCCAUGUCAAGUCAUCAGAGAGCGAUGAAAGCGAGGAGAAGGAUAAAGAAUGGGUUUGGGAGCAUUUUAUGGGCAACAACAUACACGUGGAAGACCUGGUGGAUGAUGUUUUUGAAGAGCUCAGGGUGGAAACGCCGCAUCUUUGCUCGGUGGAAUUAAAGUCAGGAGGCUGGAGAUCCGUGGCAGACAAGUAUGAGCAGGUGGACCAACAAUGUAGGGAGGAGUCGAUGCGACAUGCUCGCAAGCCACAAAACGAGCGCUACGACAGGGGUGAAGUUCUGCUAGCCAUUCCUGAAAAAGGGGAUGUUGAGAAGAUUUGUAGACAAAAUAAAGAGGAAAUGGUAGCUUCCUUGACACCUGACAUGCAGGAAUGUCGAGAGGAGAGGAUGGAAGCAAAAGGUGAUUUAAAUGGAACUUCCGGGGCGCAGAUUUGUGAGAUUGAGAACAAAUAUUUAGAACGAGAGCACACGUCUGACAGGCAAGACCUGGAAAACACUCUGCACGUGGGCAACCAGCUUUCUCUGGACUAUGAAGAAAUUCCCAACAUUCCUGAACUACCUGAGGAGAAUGACGAAGAUGGCGCAGAAGGCCCAAAGAAAAUUGUCCGUUUCUCCUCAGCACCUAUAAAGGUUUACACGACCUACACUAACGCAGAGUACAACAGAUGCAACAACGACAUCGAUCCCGUGUCCGCCUCGGCGGAGUACGAACUGGAGAAGAGGGUAGACAAGAUGGACCUUUUUGAAGUGGACAUUAAAAAAGAACAAGAUGGACUAGGCAUCAGUAUCAUCGGAAUGGGGAUAGGUGCGGACCAGGGCUUGGAGAAACUAGGAAUCUUUGUCAAGACGAUCACAGAAGGUGGAGCCACACAUAAUGACGGGCGGAUUCAAGUGAAUGACCAGAUUGUGGAGGUGGAUGGUAUAAGUUUGGUGGGUGUGUCCCAGCUGUUUGCAGCAACGGUGCUCAAAAAUACAGCAGGCUUGGUCAAAUUUCUGAUUGGCCGAGACAAGGAAGGGGUAGAAAGUGAAGUGGCGCGCUUGGUCAAUGAAAGCCUUGAAAUGGAGAAGACUGCACAAAAGAGUGCAAAAACAAGUGGCAACUCGGAAACUGACGUCAGCAUGGAUGAGGAUGAGGAGGAGGACAUGUCUAUUCUUUCCUCUCUGGAUAACGACCAACUAUGCCUUAAAUACCAGAAGCUUCAAUCCAAACUGCAGAGAAGAACAGCCCAGCUGCAAAAAGCAAGAGAAAAGUUAAAGGAGUACGAGGAGGAGCAAGCCAAUUGGGAGAGACAUAAAGCAGAGCUGGAACAAAAAGUGGAGGAUGGAGAAGAGAAGGCUGACAAGCUUGAGAAGUAUUGGCAAGAGGCCCAGACACUUUGCAGGGUGGUGAGCCAGCGACUGGCAGAUGCCCAGAGCCAAUCAGACAGCUUGGAAAGCAAGUACAGUAAGGCCAAGAGACUGGUCAGAGAGUACCAGAGCAGAGAGGAGGAGGCCAAGAGCAGACAAUCAAAAUUGCGUCAAGAAAUGCAGGAGAAGGAAGAUAAUCACAAGGAGGCCAUUGAAAGGCUUCAACUUCAGUUGGAAGGUAGAGAACCGGUGACAACCUUGAAGCCACGCUGUGUGGACCCGUCAGUCCCAGAUUCAGACUGGUAUGUUGCAGUUCCUCAAACGGAACGACUGGACUGCAGCGCGCACAUAGCCCGGUGUCUGCUGGCACGGAAUUUGAAACGCCAUCCGCCUUCACAAGAUAAACUUAGGGAGAGCCUUAAAAAAAUGGUGCGAGAUGAACUAAAGCCGCUGGAGAGCCGAUUGGAAUCGGAAGAGAUCGUACGAAGUAGCGGUGAAGUGGAACUUUGCAGUUCUUCUGUUACAACGGACAGCCCCACAACACCGCCCGUUUUCAUCACUGACACCAGCGCUGUCAUCACCCUGCCAAUCAUAUCCUCCACUUCCAGAAAAUCCAAAAGAAAAAUGCCUGACUUUAGUGGUCUUCGCAAGUCUCUGAGCAAGAGGAAGAGUGAAAAACUGCUGAGAAGGUCCAAAAAAAACAGGGCGUCUUGUGGAGACCUUCCAGACAAGCCAUCUGAAGUUUCUCCGUCAGGCUCGGUCACCUCCAUGCCGUCGUGCUUGCCCUUUGCCUGGUUCGCAGAGCGAGGGAAGGAGAAAGACGAGGAGGGGAGAAAACCGGGCAACUCAGAGAAGUUCCGCUCUGUGUCCAGCAGCAGUUUGCCCUACCUGACUACCUCGUGUAGGGGAGAUCAGAGUGUUGGCUGUCGGUUGGAUAGCUUCAGCGCAGGGGGUCAUGGCUCUAAUCACUCGCUCUCCAGACACUCUCACACUUUCACCUUUUCAUCCACUGAGACUUUGGACGACCCACUGCUAUGUAAAAACGACAACCAGUGGCAAAGUCGACCCAUGUUGGAGUGGAGCAGCCAUCAGGUGUGCCUGUGGUUAGUGGCCAUGAACAUGGAGCAAUACAUGAGCGACUUUGCAGCACGAGGCGUGGAUGGGGCUCAGCUGCUCACCAUGGACACGGACAAACUCAAGGCAAUGGGCGUGUGUCAAGGCGACCGCGCCUCCCUCAAGAAGAAGCUAAAGGAGAUGAAGAAAACUGAGGAAAAAGAAGAGCGAGGAAGGGAGAAAAAACGCAGGGGGGAGUCCAAACGAAAAGACAAGAUUUCCGAGAGCGAAGGUGCAACCGCCGGGACUCGACGGAUCGGCAGAAAGCCCAGAUCCGAGUCGCUCCUCUAG